This is a messenger RNA of Racocetra fulgida, 590 nucleotides long. The record is from the annotation of a GenBank genome assembly. Lineage: Eukaryota; Fungi; Glomeromycota; Glomeromycetes; Diversisporales; Gigasporaceae.
AUGGCUAACAAUGAUACUAUUCUUACCCAUUCUCAAAAUACCAAUUCUCAAAAUACCAAUUCUCAAAAUACCAAUUCUCAAAAUACCAAUUCUCAAAAUACCAAUUCUCAAAAUUCCAAUUCUCAAAAUACCAAUUCUCAAAAUACCAAUUCUCAAAAUAAUAGCAAUUCUCAAAAUAACAAUUCUCAAAAUACUCAGCUUUCGGUUCACCAGAACAACGAUGUUAUUACCAAUACACCUCAGCCUUCGGUUCCCAAAAAUAAUGUUUCUACUAUCAAUAUUUGUGAUUUUUGCAUGAAGAGCAAUUUUUCUAAUCAAAUCAAACAUCAAAUCAAUAUUUGUGAUCCUUGCGUGAGGAGCAAUUUUUCUAAUCAAGCCAUAUCUGUUUCUCAGAUUAACAAUAACCAGAUAAUUUCUCAUCAAGUUACUAAUAUUCCUGUUCCUCAAAACUCAGCUUCUAAUCAAGAUAUAAUUGCAACUCAACAUAAUUCAAAUUCCACUACCAAUAAUUUGGGUGUUUCUCUUAAUAAAAAUGAUUCUAUGAUUAUGCAACUAACUCAAAACUCAGAGUUCGAAAACUGCCCUGAAAA